Asparagus officinalis (garden asparagus) is the source of this 1435-nucleotide messenger RNA. Its product is annotated as diaminopimelate epimerase, chloroplastic. The coding region runs from base 78 to 1151 and encodes 357 amino acids. Gene Ontology annotation, molecular function: diaminopimelate epimerase activity. Gene Ontology annotation, cellular component: cytosol; cytoplasm. The transcript is spliced from 9 exons. The record is from RefSeq and is a predicted model, not a curated record. NCBI's taxonomy places the organism in Eukaryota, Viridiplantae, Streptophyta, Magnoliopsida, Asparagales, Asparagaceae.
CAAAAAAAAAAGACCUCUCCUUUUUCUCAUUUCACUCGCCAACCACCUGCAGACGUCGACGGCUGGAGCUCGAAUCCAUGGCCGCCUCCAUCCCCAACACACUCUCUCGCCCGCCUCUCUCUUCAAUCCCUCCAUCGAAGAACCCUCUCAGUCUUCUCUCUCCCAAAUCCCUUCGCUUUCCUCGGAACCCUAGCUCCAAAUUCGCCACCGCAUCGAUGAGCAUCGAGGCCCCUCAGAAGUCGACCAAGCCCUCGUUCUUGGAUCGGAAGGAAUCCUCUUCGGUCCUCCGGUUCGUGAAGUACCACGGCCUCGGCAAUGAUUUCAUCAUGGUUGAUAACAGGGAGUCGAUGGAGCCUAAGGUUACCCCUCAGCAGGCAGCGAAGCUUUGCGAUCGCAAUUUUGGGGUUGGUGCUGAUGGGGUUAUUUUCGCGAUGCCGGGGACCAAUGGAACUGAUUAUACCAUGAGGAUUUUCAAUUCAGAUGGCAGUGAGCCUGAGAUGUGUGGCAAUGGAGUACGUUGCUUUGCUCGAUUCAUUGCUGAGCUUGAAAAUCUUGACGGGAUUCAAAGUUUCACCAUUCAUACUGGUGCUGGUCUGAUUGUUCCUGAAAUCCAGCCUUUAUCACGCACCUUUCAGGUAAAAGUAGAUAUGGGCGAGCCUGUGCUUGCAGCACCGAAAGUUCCUACGAAACUCCUAGCAAACAAUAAUGGAGCAGUUGUACAAGCUGAACUGCCUGUUGAUGGGUUAACAUGGAUGGUGACGUGUGUUAGCAUGGGAAAUCCUCAUUGCGUUACAUUUGGUCCAAAGAAUUCUGAGGCUCUGCAGGUUGAUGAUUUAAAGCUUGAUGUAGUUGGUCCAAAGUUUGAGCACCACGAAAUGUUUCCUUCACGAACAAAUACAGAAUUUGUUCAAGUAUUUUCUCGUUCGCACCUGAAAAUGCGUGUAUGGGAGCGUGGUGCAGGAGCAACUCUGGCCUGUGGAACGGGAGCAUGUGCAGUAGUAGUUGCCGCUGUUCUCGAGGGGCAGUCUGAAAGGACAUGUAUUGUUGAUUUACCUGGCGGGCCAUUGGAAAUUGAGUGGAGAGAGGAGGACAAUCAUGUCUACAUGACAGGUCCUGCAGAGGUUGUGUUUUACGGAUCUUUACCCCUUUAGUUCAGCAGCUUAUGGACUUGGUUCUAUUAGCUCAUCUCACAGGAGAAUGGUAAUUUUUUUCAUCUAAAUAUCAAUACCUGGACUAUGUAAAAUUGAUCUAUGAGCUGUCAAAGUUUGUGCACUGUAGUUGUCCUGCAUGUUCAAAUUGCAGUUGCUGAUCCAUUUGUUAAACAUGUAGGUGUGAUGUAAGAUCUGUUAAAUGUGGCAGAAACUUAAAUUUUUAUUGUCAAUGAUUGAGACUGUGAAUCCUAAUCUCAAAUUUUGCUGGACUGGAAGUCCGAUGA